GCUUUUUAUUGCUGAAAGCUCAACCCGUCGUGCACCACCAGGAAAUGGAGGAGCUGUGGUGAUGUAGUGCAGCUGCAGCCGCCUGAGAGGCAGCAGAACUGGGAGGGGAAACGACCAGCAGGCAGCCACAGGCGUUAGCGACAACUCUCAGCACUUUGAGGUCUCGUGCAUCAGCAGGUGAAGAUGAGCGACGCGAAUUUGCCCAAAGUUGAACUUUUCGUGAAGGCGGGGAGCGAUGGUCAGAGCAUCGGCAACUGUCCCUUCUCCCAGCGUCUCUUCAUGGUGCUGUGGCUGAAAGGAGUCACCUUUGAUGUUACCACAGUGGAUAUGAAGAGGAAGCCAGACAUCUUGAAGGACUUGGCUCCAGGUGCCCAGCCUCCCUUCCUGUUGUACGGCAGCGAGGUGAAAACUGACACCAACAAGAUCGAGGAGUUCCUGGAGGAAAACCUCUGCCCUCCCAAGUAUCCCCGUCUGGCUGCUCGUAACCCAGAGUCCAACACAGCAGGCAUGGAUGUUUUCUCCAAAUUCUCCGCUUACGUCAAGAACUCAAACCCUCAGGCCAACGAAAAUCUAGAGAAAGGCCUGCUGAAGGCUCUGAAGAAGCUGGAUGACUUCCUCGGUUCCCCACUUCCUGACGAGAUUGACGAGAAUAGCGCUGAUGAGGUCACUUCCUCAUCCCGCCCCUUCCUGGACGGCCAAGAGCUUACUCUGGCUGACUGCAACUUGCUGCCUAAGCUCCACAUCGUGAAGGUGGUGUGUUUAAAAUACAGAAACUUCAGCAUCCCUCAGUCUCUGACAAACCUCUGGAGGUACCUGAACGCUGCGUAUGCCAGGGAGGAGUUUGCCUCCACCUGCCCAAUCGAUGACGAGAUCCACAUCGCCUACUCGUCUGUAGCUAAAGCUCUCAAGUAGGAGGACAAGGAUGCACAAGUCAUGAAUACACCAGCAGAACAACAUACAAAAGCACAAAAACAACACACAUUUACAUCACUUGCACAUGCAGAGCAUUCACUCUGUAAGCAACUUGGUCGAUCUGUUUCUCAAGUGGCUUUUUGUGCUGCUUUAAAAGUGGAUAUCACCUUUUGAUAAUAAGACGGUGUAGUCCCUCAUUCGUCCAAGAGUGUUCAACGUAGAAAAGGUUUCAGUCGUAGUCAUCUGGACACUGUUUUCAGAAUCGAGACGUUUCACAAUUGAGAAUGACUUCCGGAUGGGAGCCGAAACGUCUUGAUUCUGAAAAGUGUCCAGAUGACUACGACUGAAACCUUUUCUACGACCUUUUUAUAAUGUUAGAUCCUUCUGAUGCCCCAAUAUAGUAAGUUUACUCCUAUCAAACUUUACUCUUAGGUUUUCUUUAGAGAUGUUUAUUCGUGUAGUUUUCCUCCUAAAAGGGAUUUUAUUUGCCACGUGGAUCUGUUUACAUCAAUAGGGAAACAAGGAAGCACAGAAAUCAGAUAAGCUGAUUUAAAAAUAAACACAUGCACAAAAGAAAAGUCAGCUGUGGCUAAAUCAAUUUAGCUGACAAGCUUGUUGACUUCCACAUAUCAUCCGAGUUUUCCUGGACAUUCAGCUCUCUAGGAAAUUAACUAACUUCUGGUUACUUGUUGGUCAUGUUGCUUGCAGGCACACACACACAGACACACACACACACACACACACACACACACACACACACUGUACAUGUGCACACACUUACAUGAACAUUUUCAAACACUUACAACUACAGUUGUACACAGUUUCACCAUCAUAGAUGCACACUGUAAAGUUGAAAAUGUUCCUUGUUCCCUUCUUAAUGAUAUUUGCUACAGUAUAUUCAAAGCUGCCAACCAGAUCAAACUUUAACUAUUAACUUGCAAGCCUUGAACACGCUGAUUCAACAUUUUCAGUCUUGGUAUUAAGGAAAUGGGGAAAUUUAUUUUUAAAAUGACAAAUGCAUACCAGCACCAGCUCACCAGCCAAAGUGUCUUUUGUGGUUUGUCUGUAAUCACAGAUGUGUCACAUGAACUUUAUUAUUUCGUUACAGAGGGAACAAGGCCUUUAACAUUUAAUUGCUAGAUUGCAAGAUUUAUUAUUGAAGCCAACUUCUAUUUUAAAUGUUUCAUACUCUUCAUAGUGCAUCUCAGAGAGGAAGGUGGGUGCUUUUCCUUACCCGGCCUGCAGACCAGGUCUCGCUUUAGGCAGGCAGAGCUGCAAACAGUUACAGAGACAGGAAACUAUUUCAAUAGACUCGGGCUUCCCCUUUCUGCUCCCACAGCAGGCACGGAGGAUUAUUCAAGAUUACCAAGCUUGUUUGUGAUCCGCUAUCAGGGCCCCUUGCCAACAAUUUAUUUUGUUCUGCCUAUCAUGUAUGAAGGAUCCGUUUUUGUGUCAUAUAAAGGAAAGAGAUCAGGUUGUAAGUGUAAUGAAGUUGCUGUGGAUGAAGAAAUAGGCUGUUGUUAACUGCUAAAGUGCUACACUGAAAGCACUUGUCCUGCCUCCUCCAGUUGCUCAGGGCUCAAGGCCUGUUAUGUCACAUGUUUCUCAUGAGGGAGAAAAAAAAAGCAGGAAGUUAAAUAUAAACAUGUAAAAUGUUUAAAAUGAAAAUAGCAGUCAGAGCUUUAGAUUGUAGGCUGUUAUAAGGAUUAGGCUAACGAUAUUCUAUGUUUUCCUUAUUGUCAACAAAGACCAAAUCCAACAACACGUUACUUUGUCACUUAAUACUUAGAUAAAGUAGUUUCCUAACACUGCUGAGCUCUAGUUUUUAACAAAUGUCAUUCAAACAGGAAUAAAUAGUUGCUCUAGUGGGUAUUUACAGCAGAAGGUGAAGUUAAAUUUUUUUCAACAACUGGUGGAUGGAUUGCCAUGAAAUUUGGUUCAGGCAUCCAUGUCCCCCUCAGGAGAAAUUGUAAUAACAUUGGUGAUCCCUUAACGUUUCAUCUAGUACCGUCAUCAGAUCAGACUUUUAAUUUGUCCAAUACUUUGGUUUAUGCCCAAAAACCUCCAAAACUCAUGACAUUACCAUCAACCUCAGCUGUACGGUGGGUUCAGUGGUAAUUAGUAAAUGUUAGCCUGCUAACAUGCUACACUGAGAUGGUGAACAUGGUAAACAUUAUACCUGCUUAACAUCAGCAUGUUAGCAUUUAGCACAGAUUACAAGUCACUGUGACUAAGUGAGACUCACAGUGCUGCUAGCAUGGCUUUAGGCUCUUGUUAAUAGUUUUUGGACAACAAUGGAGCUCAGUGGCACAGAGGAAUAAGAAUCUGGUUACACAGGUAAUACUUGUUACGAGGGUAAAGAAUUGUUGGUUUUGGUCUUUUCAUGGAAUUUGUUGACAAAUAGAAACAUUUAAUAUCACUAGGCUUAUUAUAAUUUUAAAAACAUUGUAUAUUUAGUGAUUGCAGGCUGUCACUUAACUGUCAUGAGCUGCCAGUAGGAUUAAUCCACUCUUGGAAGUUUGCAAGUCUGAAAUUCUUGUAAAAGUGACUUGAAAUUGAACCUCUGGGAAGAACUGAAACCAGUAAUAACACACCUUGUCUGACUGUAGCAGCUGCUUGUCUAGAGGAUUUUUAUUAACUUCACGGCACUAUGCAAAUUAACAUUUAUAGAGGCUGUGUGUAAUUACAGUAGGUAAUGGUGUAAACAUCUUUGCUCAAAAUAGCCUCAUUAUGUGUCAUGUAUCUCAGAUCAGGGUGGAGCUCUUUUAAAAAGAAAUUGAACCUAAGUGCAAUUUAAACCGGUUUGAAGAGACAAUCUUGUACAGAGACUUUGGUUAUAUUAGACAUCCAGUGUGAGCACAAUUGGUUAUUUUUCUACAUGAUUUUAUUCAUGCAAGUUAAAUCUUUCUUGAUGAACUGCUAGGUGUAAUGCAAAGAGAUGAUACUGUAUAUUUUACUUGACUGAAUUGUUGUGAAUUUCACCUAUUUUCUAAAAUGGACCAACGUUUAAAGGGAUCAUGUCUGAAAAAUGGGGAAGAGUUUUUCACUUCUUACUGUAGGAGUUGAUAUAAUUUCAGGGACCAUUUAACUUGAUACAUUCAUUAAAAUGUUAUUUUGUUAGUUUGUUUUUCACUUCACUGUCUAACAGUUUUUUUAAAAUCUUCAUGUACAUGUAUUUUCUUUGUUAUGAGACAAAUGUUGUGCUUUUUUCUUGGUUUCCUACCCCUAUGCAUACAAAUUUUUUUUUCAUGCGGUCUGCCAUGUAGUCAAAAGCAGUUGUGCUUAAAAGUCCACAGGAUCAAAACAGUGGUGUGGACACUAAAGCAGUAGGUUUAAAUCAACAAUGAAGACUAUCAAACUAAUAGCACAGCUGAAAUGUAUUUUGUACUUUAAAUCUCUUACAAACAUGUAUUAAACAACACACGUAUUAAUAUCCCAAUAAAAAUUAUCUUGAUAAUAAA
Messenger RNA from Siniperca chuatsi (mandarin fish), 4373 nucleotides. It is a transcript of the gene clic1, whose product is annotated as chloride intracellular channel 1. The coding region runs from base 184 to 912 and encodes 242 amino acids. Lineage: Eukaryota; Metazoa; Chordata; Actinopteri; Centrarchiformes; Sinipercidae. The transcript is spliced from 7 exons. The record is from RefSeq and is a predicted model, not a curated record.